This is a messenger RNA of Oryctolagus cuniculus (rabbit), 1778 nucleotides long. It is a transcript of the gene TDO2, whose product is annotated as tryptophan 2,3-dioxygenase. The record is from RefSeq and is a predicted model, not a curated record. Gene Ontology annotation, molecular function: metal ion binding; L-tryptophan 2,3-dioxygenase activity; heme binding. NCBI's taxonomy places the organism in Eukaryota, Metazoa, Chordata, Mammalia, Lagomorpha, Leporidae.
AAGAGAACAAGGAGAGAACUGAUUGGCUAGUGCAGGGUAAACAGGGUCAAUAAAAGGCAGCUGUAGAACAAGAAGUCAGAGGUACUUCCCACCUAGAGUCAAAACUCUGGUGCGCAGAUAGAGCCUCCUCGCCAUGAGUGGGUGCCCAUAUUUAGGAAACAACUUUGGAUACGCUUUUAAAAACUUAUCUGUAGAAAGCAGGGACGAAGACAAAUCACAGACCGGUGUGAACAGGGCGAGCAAAGGAGGACUCAUCUAUGGGAGCUACUUGCAGUUGGAAAAAAUUUUGAAUGCACAAGAACUUCAAAGUGAAAUAAAAGGAAAUAAAAUCCAUGAUGAACACCUUUUUAUUAUCACUCAUCAAGCAUACGAACUCUGGUUUAAGCAAAUCCUCUGGGAAUUAGAUUCUGUUCGAGAGAUUUUUCAGAAUGGUCAUGUCAGAGAUGAAAGGAAUAUGCUUAAAGUUGUCACCAGGAUGCAGCGAGUGGCUGUGAUCUUGAAACUCCUGGUCCAGCAGUUUUCUGUUCUGGAAACAAUGACUGCCUUGGACUUCAAUGACUUCAGGGAGUAUUUGUCUCCAGCAUCAGGCUUCCAGAGUUUGCAAUUUCGACUCCUCGAGAACAAGAUAGGUGUUUUCCAGAGCAUGAGAGUCCCUUACAACAGGAGACAUUAUCGUGACAACUUCAAAGGAGAAGACAAUGCACUGCUGCUUCAAUCUGAGCAGGAGAAGACGCUUCUGCAACUAGUGGAGGCAUGGCUGGAAAGAACACCAGGUCUAGAGCCACAUGGAUUUAAUUUCUGGGGAAAGCUUGAAAAAAAUAUUGUUCAAGGCCUGGAAGAAGAAUUCAUAAAGAUUCAGGCUAUGGAAGAGUCGGAGGAAAAAGACGACCAGAUGGCUGAAUUUCAGAAACAAAAAGAGGUGUUACUGUCCUUAUUCGAUGAGAAACGCCAUGAGCAUCUCCUUAGUAAAGGUGAAAGGCGGUUGUCAUACAGAGCACUUCAGGGAGCACUGAUGAUACAUUUUUACAGGGAAGAACCUAGAUUCCAGGUCCCUUUCCAGUUGCUGACUUUUCUCAUGGAUAUAGACACACUCAUGACCAAAUGGAGGUAUAACCACGUGUGCAUGGUGCACAGGAUGCUGGGCAGCAAGGCUGGCACGGGAGGCUCCUCUGGCUAUCAGUACCUGCGCUCCACCGUGAGUGACAGGUACAAGGUAUUUGUAGAUUUAUUUAAUCUUUCAACAUAUCUGAUUCCUCGGCACUGGAUACCAAAGAUGAACCCAAUCAUUCACAAAUUCCUUUAUACGGCUGAAUACUGUGACAGCUCUUACUUCAGCAGUGAUGAGUCAGAUUAAAUUCACCUGCAGAAUCUACAAGGACGAUUGAUUUUUCAGUCUAUGAUUUUAUUUUACGUUAAUUAUUGUGAGUAUAUAAUUUUACUAUAUUUAUAACAAAGUUUGGCAUCAGUGUCCUGACUCAAUUUUGGAAUUGAUUUUAUUACCUUGUGUGAUUAUGCCUUAUAUAAGACUAAAGAUUAACAUGAUGCUGAAUUCAGUUAAAUUGUAGCCUUGUAUAUAGGAUAUUUUUCUAUUAAAAUUCAACUUUCCAGAUAUUUACCUUAAUGUAACCUCUUAAGGUGAUCAUCACUUCAUUGCUCAUAUUUUAUAAGCUUGUAAAGUCAGCUAGCCACUUCAGAUAUUGUGUGUAACAAAAUGUCAUUCUGUAUCAAAAUAUAUUCAAGCAAAAAUUUCAAAAUAAACAUUAGUCUUUUGAUGUGUA